AUGGCUGGUCCGACGUGUGGAGGAUUUGACCUCAGCUCGGCCGUCGGUGUCGGUGGGCUGACGGCGGCCGCCGGAAUCGCGAUUCGCUCUGCCAGCUGCCAGCAGCCUCGCGUCGCCGCUCUCGUUGGCGCAGCAGCAGCGAUUGGCCUUUGCGCCGUCGCGUCAGUCUUCUGCUCUCACGCACUCGCCGCGCGCGGAUUGUGCGCCAAGAAGGACACAUGCUCAUGCAAACAGUGCGAGAACUUGGAGCCGCUGCUGGCGGAGGUUGAGCGGCUAAGUGUAGCAAGGGCCAAGGGCAAGAAGGGCAAGAAGAAAAAGAAGAAUGUGGGCGUGGGCGAUGCGGGCGCCGCUAGGCUCAACGAGGAGAUGCUGUGCAGUUAG
Molecule: messenger RNA, 381 nt
Organism: Emiliania huxleyi CCMP1516
Lineage: Eukaryota; Haptophyta; Isochrysidales; Noelaerhabdaceae
Exons: 2
Coding region: 1-381 (126 amino acids)
Source: RefSeq, a predicted model, not a curated record